GUUUACUGUCUGUCUAGUCGCUCUAGUUAAAAAUAGAUCCAACUGCUCACAGUGGAAAUUACAUGCCAAACAGGUUUCUAGGUUCAGUCUUUCGGUCGCUUCAGCAGCUGGUCGACAUGAAUUCCCCCUCAUUCGUAAGCUUUCGACGUUUUUGCUCGCCUGGUGAUUUUCUACCACCGAGACACCAAGUGAGCUAGCUAGCUGGCUCUCUGUUAAGCUCCGUUGUGUUCGUGCGUCGUCACGUUCUCCUGGUACCUCUUAGAGUGAUCAGCAGCUCCUCAGACUCUCACACAGGUGGACACUGUAAAUUGAAAGGGAAAGAGGUGUCCGAGACGACGAGCAGGCUGGUUAUAUAAUCACAAGUCUCGGUUGUACAAGCUAAAAUAUAUUUUCUUUUAAAGCCUUUGCCAUGGCCUGCAGUUUCCUGAACACGGAGGAGGCGUCUCCAGCGGCUCUGACAGACCUGUGCCUCACCUAUGUGAGCCAAAACCUGGAGUGUUUCUGCGUGAAGCGCCCUGAUGGCUCCUUCUGUUUCAGGGAGGCUGUACUCUUCCCGCAGGAGCUGGCAGACCAGCUCCUGGCCAAAAUGGCCACUGAAGGUCUGCUGAACGACAGCACAGUGGGUGUGUUUCGGAACUGUGAAUACUUGCGGUUGAGACGGGCCUGCAUCCGUACUGCACGGAUCUCUGCAGAGGCCUUCCAGAAAGCCCUGUGCCCUCACAGAUUGCUGGAGUUGGAUGCUGCCCGGGUCAAUGCAGACCUUACCAUUCCUGAUAUCCUGCAGGGGCUGGCCACUAAUAAAUAUUGUCAGGAGUCCCUUCAGCGACUUGUCCUUACAGGCCUCACCAUGUCCUCUCUGGAGGAACCAAUCUGGUAUCGCUUCAGUGCCCUCCAGGGCUUGCGUUCCCUCUCUCUAGCUAAUGUAGACUUCUACGACUCUGGGCUAGGCGAUGUGUGUUCCCUGCCUCGGCUGGAGAGCCUCGAUCUUUCUAAUACUUCAGUCACAAACCUGAGCCCGCUGCUGGGCCUGAAGGAGCGGCUGCGCUCACUGACACUGCAUCAGUUGAAAAGGCUGGAGAUGAGCACUGCUCAGCUGCUGGGAGUCAUAGGCCAGUUGAAUGUAUUGCAGCACCUGGACAUUAGUGAUGAUAAACAAUUUACCUCUGACGUGGCUCGUCAACUUCUCGGACAGCCAGGGAUUCUGCCCGCCCUUGUUUCCUUAGAUGUCUCAGGGAGGAAACAGGUGACAGAUGCAGCUGUUAAGGCAUUUGUUGAAGAGAGGCCAGGAAUGACCUUUGUGGGACUUCUGGCCACAGAUGCUGGUUUUUCAGACUUCCUAUCAGGAGAAGGAAAUCUAAAGGUGACUGGAGAAGCUAAUGAGACUCAGAUCUGUGAGGCACUGCGGCGCUACAGUGAGAGAGAAGGUUUUGUGAGAGAAGCUCUCUUUCAUCUGUUUAGCCUCACUCAUGUCAUGGAGAAGCCAAGGCCUGACAUCCUAAAGCUGGUAGUUUUGGGAAUGAAGAAUCAUCCGUCCACUCUGAAUGUCCAGCUAGCCGCGAGCGCCUGUGUGUUCAACCUGACGAAGCAGGACCUGGCAGCAGGGAUGCCAGUUCGACUGUUGAGCACCGUCACUCAGCUUCUACUGGAAGCCAUGAGGACUUUCCCCAACCACCAGCAGUUGCAGAAAAACUGCUUGCUGUCUCUGUGCAGUGAUCGCAUUUUGCAAGAAGUUCCAUUCAACAGGUUUGAAGCUGCCAAACUGGUCAUGCAGUGGCUUUGCAACCACGAAGAUCAAAACAUGCAGAGGAUGGCUGUGGCAAUCAUUUCCAUACUCGCUGCUAAGUUAUCCACAGAGCAGACGGCCCAGCUGGGAGCAGAGCUGUUUAUCGUGAAACAACUGCUCCACAUCGUGCGUCAGAAGGCAACUCAGGGCGUGGUGGAUGCCACCCUCAAAUUUACACUGAGUGCACUCUGGAACCUCACUGAUGAAUCGCCAACAACCUGCCGCCAUUUUAUCGAAAACCAGGGGCUAGAUCUCUUCAUUAAAGUUCUAGAGUCGUUCCCCAAUGAAUCUUCUAUUCAGCAGAAGGUUCUCGGGCUUUUGAACAACAUAGCAGAGGUUGGGGAGCUGCAUGGAGAGCUCAUGGUGCAGGGGUUUCUGGACCACAUCAGCAGUCUGCUGCACAGCCCGGAAGUGGAGGUCAGCUACUUCGCUGCAGGCAUCCUUGCACAUCUGACGUCACGAGGAAAAGAGGCCUGGGCGCUCAGCCCCAGUCUUCGGUCCUCACUGCUUGAGCAAUUGCAUGCUGUCAUUAUGAAGUGGCCCCCGCCAGAGUGUGAAAUGGUGGCCUACAGGUCAUUUAACCCCUUCUUUCCCCUACUGGAGUGUUUUCACACCCCUGGUGUCCAGCUGUGGGCAGCCUGGGCAAUGCAACAUGUCUGUAGCAAGAACGCUUCUCGCUAUUGCAGCAUGUUGUUGGAGGAGGGUGGUCUGCAGCAGCUGGAGCAUGUUCACAAACACCCACAGACCCACAGAGACGUCAAACUGCUGGCUGGGAGCAUACUAGAGAGCCUACAGCGCCACAGAGCUCGCACCGGCCAGCCACUACACACACACACAAGUCACCGCCCACCGCCGCAGUAACCUCACAGAGAAAAUCCGAAUCUCUGGUGAAGAAGAGGAAAUUAAGCUGGGUCCCACCGUGGAUGGGAGGUGGUGGUCACGUGUGUGUUUGUGUGUGUGAGAAUAUAUCUCACACACAAACAUGGACUUACAAGAAUCUCUAAAAAUGUAAACUGAAUUAAGGACAGAGGCAUUGCAGUUCUUUGCACAGAGUAACCUUAUUUAUUUUCUCGCUUUUUUCUCUUUAAAAAACCAUUUCUCUGUGUGCUUAUCAAAAAAUAAGAAAAAAGUAAAUUAUGAUAAACUGUCUGUCACUAGAGCUCAAAUCAAAUCAUGAAUUUGUGUUUGGGCCUUUUUCAGUCAGCUUUUGGUAUCAAGAGGAAUUGUUUUUUGUUGUUUUUUUAACCCGAAAUAUGUCAGUGCACACUUACAAAUCUCAGUUUGGGAAUAAUUCCCCAAAGCUCAACUGAGGACCGAUACCCUGAUACCCUCAUAUGUUACAGAGUACUAUGGAUGUCUGAACUGGUUGAUUAGCUCUUAAAUUUACGCAUGCCAUCGCCCUGAGCUCAAGCAUGGGGGUUAGGGUUUGUCUGAAUGCUUAUACUGUUCGUUUUAGGAAUGCCUGCUUGUUUGUUUAUGGCAGUGCUCAGUUCACUGAAACCCCCGCCUCUGGGUCUGCAAUACUACUGCUGCUCUACUCGUCAUUUAGUCUUUUAUCAGCUAACGCCUUUGAUUUGAUGUGACAGGACGCUUGCCGAGGGUGUAUUCAGUGGGUUCGGGCGUUCCAAACAUUCAAACACGAUAAACUAAAUUAUAGAGAAAUCAUCUUUUUGAGAAACUCGAUUGCAUUUUUUUUUUUCUUUAAAUUUUCUAAACAUUGGGGAGCCCUAAAUCCACCCGCUUGGUGGCAGAGCCAGCAGUGCAGAAAGCUCACGAGGACAAUUUACAUGAUAAGCUGAGUACUACAGUCACAUGUGUCUGUUUACGUCCAAAUAUACUUUCCUGGACACAAAUGGCAAUAAUGAUGUGGCCAGCAUAGUGAGGAUAGGUGUACAUUUGCAGUGAGUCACAUCUGUUUUCUCUUUGAGAAACUUGUGUAUAUAUUUAUAUAUAAGUAUGUUUUUUGUUAUGCAUCUGAGUGUCUUUAAGACAGACAGCACUUCAGUGUGAGCAUGUGUGCAUAUAUGCGCUUGUACAAGUGUCUGCAUCUCAAAGAGUGUAUGUAUUUGUACAUAAGGAUACUGAAGGGGGGAGGGGGGUCGUUGUUUAGGAGUGAUUGCAUGGAAAUUAUUCUACUGUAUGUUUUUCAGUUCCAUCUGAUUGAACAAAGGGAAGAAAAACUGUUUAUACAACAAUAGCGUGGAAACAUUUAAAUUAUUUAAAGGCAUUUCUCUGUUCUGAAAGUGACCGGCCGUGUGAUGUCUGCAUCCUACAGGCUGCUAUUUUAACAGUUAUGCUUCUGCCGUUUAGACUUGCUGUUACAGCUUAUGAGACUGGCUACAUUUUUGUUGUUCAUCUCUUAUUGCAGGCCUUGUCAUUUACUAUGCUGUCAACACAUAACUAGGAAAGAGUACUGAGGAGUAAUGAAGCAGAAUAAAGUACAAUUAUUUUUGCAUUUUGAGAAUAAAGUCGACUCCCUUAAUCCACAAACUAAAGGUAGGAAAGUGACCACUGACUGCCAGAAUGGAGGUGAUUUUUCUGGUCAAAGUUUAUUCUCAAAAUGCAAAACUUUUGCUGAAACACUUUGAUAAAUAACACUUUCUAAAUAAUUGGAGAUAAAUUUGUUUGGCAGGAAUGCCAGUGACAGGUCAGGAGACUUGAAAAGAUUACUGGAUGUAUGGUUAUAUAGAUAAAUAUAGAACAUUAGGCUCCAAAAUGAUACUUAAUGACGCAUGUGUCCCAGGCUAAUAGUGUUUCCACAAGGAUAGUCUUAGAUGACAGAACUUUUGGGGGUUUUUUCCGCCAAAGUCGUGUAGUUUGGUUGAAUAUCGCCCUGCAUAAAAGGCCAGUUCUUAGUUUUUUCCACAAGCGUUUUAAUCCAUUGGAAGAUGCAGAAAGUCAAGGUACUGUAUGUCUGCUGUGAUUGUGCCAUGUUGCUGCUCAGAAUCGCAUUUUCAAAUUUAGAAAUAAAGAAUGUACAUUGCCAUAAAACUGGA
Messenger RNA from Maylandia zebra (zebra mbuna), 4779 nucleotides. It is a transcript of the gene zyg11, whose product is annotated as zyg-11 family member, cell cycle regulator. The record is from RefSeq and is a predicted model, not a curated record. NCBI's taxonomy places the organism in Eukaryota, Metazoa, Chordata, Actinopteri, Cichliformes, Cichlidae. Gene Ontology annotation, cellular component: Cul2-RING ubiquitin ligase complex. Gene Ontology annotation, molecular function: protein binding.